AUGUCCGUCAUUCUGAGGCCUGUUCCGGUUGCUCUCAUUGGACUCGGAGGAGUGGGUCGUGCUAUUCUCACCCAACUUUUAUCGCCACCAUUGUCGUCUCGAUUCCAGCUCAUACUCAUCGCCAACUCUCGGCUGUCUCUCUCUUUACCUCUUCCUGCAUCACCAAUCACCCCAAACAACUACUUGCCGAUACUCGAAGCUCACGGUACACAGCUCGAUAUUCCCUCCGUCAUUUCAGUCCUUUCAACCCAUCCAGACGCUCCUGGUAUCUUGAUAGACGCAACAGGCUCUGAUGUCGUCCCUGCUCUCUAUUCUCAAAUCUUGUCGAUGGGCGUUCACUUAGUCACACCCAACAAAAAGGGCUUCUCGGGCUCCUUAGAGCUCUACAGCCGCAUUCAAAGUGCAAGCUUUCCGCACGGAAAUGCCUUGGUUUACGGCGAGAGUACAGUUGGCGCUGGACUUCCGAUCCUGUCGACACUCAAAGAUCUGAUUGCUACUGGAGAUGAAGUGGAGAAGAUUGAGGGAGUCUUUUCUGGGACUUUAAGCUACAUCUUUAACGAAUUCAGCAAGGUUGGAGGGGGAGACGUCAAGUUUUCGGAGGUCGUCAAAAUCGCAAAGGACAAGGGUUACACUGAGCCCGAUCCUCGUGAUGAUUUGUCGGGCACGGAUGUGGCUCGAAAACUCACCAUACUGUCCCGACUGAUCCCGUCGUCUGCUCCAUUACCCGAAGGCUAUGCCUCUGUCCCGACUCAGUCGCUUGUACCAGACGUGUUGGCGGACGCAAGCUCAAAGGAAGACUAUCUCUCCCGUCUGGAAGAAGGCGAUGCGUACUUCUCGAACUUGAGGGAGGAAGCCGCGAAAGAAGGCAAGGUCGUGCGUUAUGUCGGAGUCAUCGAUUUGAAGGCUGGCAAAGUCGAAGCCAAGCUGGAGAGGUAUCCUCAUGACCAUGCUUUCGCUACUGCUUUGCAGGGAUCUGACAACAUCAUCUCAUUCCACACCAAGCGAUACUCUCCCAGACCCCUAAUUAUCCAAGGCGCUGGCGCUGGUGCCGACGUGACUGCCAUGGGAUGUACUUCUGAUCUGGUCAAAAUACACGAACGAAUUGCUCGCCGAAUCUGA
Kockovaella imperatae is the source of this 1119-nucleotide messenger RNA. RefSeq names its product putative homoserine dehydrogenase. The record is from RefSeq and is a predicted model, not a curated record. The transcript has 5 exons. Gene Ontology annotation, molecular function: NADP binding; homoserine dehydrogenase activity; aspartate kinase activity. Gene Ontology annotation, biological process: aspartate family amino acid biosynthetic process; L-homoserine biosynthetic process. The coding region runs from base 1 to 1119 and encodes 372 amino acids. NCBI's taxonomy places the organism in Eukaryota, Fungi, Basidiomycota, Tremellomycetes, Tremellales, Cuniculitremaceae.